Molecule: messenger RNA, 1188 nt
Organism: Impatiens glandulifera
Lineage: Eukaryota; Viridiplantae; Streptophyta; Magnoliopsida; Ericales; Balsaminaceae
Product: thioredoxin-like fold domain-containing protein MRL7L, chloroplastic
Exons: 6
Coding region: 153-1106 (317 amino acids)
Biological process (GO): regulation of DNA-templated transcription; chloroplast organization
Cellular component (GO): chloroplast stroma
Source: RefSeq, a predicted model, not a curated record
AGAGAGACCAAAGUGAGAAAUCAAUAAAAUUACAAGACGAGAGAAGAGAAGAGGACGACCGAGGGUUUAAGGUUGCCGCCAUUGCCGUUUCUGCAAGAAGCAUCUCUGUGGAAAGACAGUUUCCUUUGCUUAGAUUUGAAGGAAGUAGAAAUAUGAGCAGAAUCUUCCCUUAUUUCUCAUGUGUGACUCCCCUUCCUAAAGUUAAAGUAGAACAUAACUCUGUGUUUUUCCCAACCUCAAAGUCGACUAAUUCAUUAUCAUGGUGCAGAUAUUUGAAUAAGUGUACAUUAAGAUAUUCAACAACUCAGACUGUUCCAAAAUCCAAAUCCAAUAGCGCGAAUGAAGAAGAAGAGAAUGAUCCGUUUAAUAUGGACGAAGAUGAGAGACAGGAAUGGCGGAGAAAGAUCAGAGAAGUCAUUGACCGUAGCCCAGAUGUUGACGAGGAAAUUGACCCUGCUGAGAAAAUGAAGAAGAUGCAACAGCUGUUGGCUAAUUACCCACUUGUUGUCGAUGAAGAGGAUCCUGACUGGCCUGAAGAUGCUGAUGGACGUGGUUUUAACCUUGAUCAAUUCUUCAACAAGAUCACUAUUAAGAAUACCAAGAAGAAGGAUGAUGUUGAUGACGAUGAGAAUUAUGAUAGUGAAAACGAAGUUGUAUGGCAAGAUGAUGAUUAUAUUCGUCCUAUCAAAGACCUUAUAAGCUCGGAAUGGGAAGAAACCGUUUUCAAAGACAUCAGUCCUAUAAUGGUUCUCGUACAUAAUCGUUAUAAGAGACCCAAAGAGAAUGAAAAGAUGCGAUUUGAAUUGGACAAAGCUGUAAAUAUCAUAUGGAAUUGCAGGCUACCAUCUCCAAGAAUUGUAGCAGUAGAUGCAAUAGUCGAGGAUGAGCUCGUGUCUGCACUAAAAGUUUCGUCUUUUCCAGAGCUUAUAUUCAUCAAAUCAGGAAAGAUUGUAUUUCGUCAAAAUGAAAUUCGAACGGCUGAUGAACUGUCAAAGAUGAUGGCAUUCUUCUAUUUUGGAGCUGCAAAACCACCUUGUUUGAUGAAUCGCAUGACUAACAAUGAAGAAGUGAUCCCCACCAUUUCUAUUAUCAAUCCAUGUCCAUAAAAGCUUGAUGAUACUUUUCAAGAAACUAUGCAAUAGACAUUAUUUUAAUGAAUUACAGACUUACAGUUUAUGGUACACAAUA